This is a messenger RNA of Megalobrama amblycephala (Wuchang bream), 1273 nucleotides long. Its product is annotated as alpha-2,8-sialyltransferase 8E-like. NCBI's taxonomy places the organism in Eukaryota, Metazoa, Chordata, Actinopteri, Cypriniformes, Xenocyprididae. Gene Ontology annotation, molecular function: alpha-N-acetylneuraminate alpha-2,8-sialyltransferase activity. The record is from RefSeq and is a predicted model, not a curated record. Bases 4 to 1113 code for a protein of 369 amino acids. Gene Ontology annotation, biological process: N-glycan processing; oligosaccharide metabolic process. The transcript is spliced from 7 exons.
CUGAUGGCAUUGGCGUCUCUCCACUGGAUCGUCAGGCUGCUGGUGGUCCUGAUCAUCUUUCAGGGUGUGUGUGUGAUGUUUUACUACACAACCAACACACACUCGUUCAGAGAUGCGAUGACAGAGACGCUUCAGCAGCUGCACUGUGCAAAACUCAGGCACAAGUUUUCCAUUAUCAAACCGGCCAAAAGUAUAAAUUUCAAGAGUUUCACGCAGGAGCUGUCAGAUUUCUUGAGCUGCCCGUACAAAUCAAACCAAACUGAGCGUGAGUUAAACAGAGUCAGGCUGCAGUUUUGUUGUAACGCCACAGGAACAUUCAUCCUCACCAAACGCAACACAGCCGACAAUCAAACCAUCGAAUAUGAAACAAGCACAACAAAAACAUACAAAAUGACUGCAGAACUUCACAGUAUGCUGCCCGAGGACAUCCCCUGGUCCGGUCGGCGUCUGGGUCGGUGUGCUGUGGUCGGCAGUGCUGGGAUUUUGAAAAACAGCAGCUGUGGACGUGAGAUUGACAGCGCAGACUUCGUCAUACGGUUUAAUUUGGCAGCGGUUAAUGACAGUGAUGUUGGGAUGAAGACGGAUCUGAUAACAGUCAACCCCAGUCAGAUUCGGUCAGUAUACAAAAACCUGGAGAAGAAUCCAGAUCCGUUGGUGGAGCGGGUCAGUGUGUACGGAAACAGCACCCUCAUUAUGCCCGCCUUUGCCUACACGUUCUGCACGUCUGUAUCAAUCAAAACUCUCAAAGUCCUCCAGCCAAUCAGACCUCAGCAGCCGGUGGUGUUCUUCAGCCCCUCUUACCUGCAGACGCUGGACCGUUUCUGGAAGGGGCGUGGCCUGCAGGAGGUGCGGCUCUCCACGGGGUUUAUGUUAAUCAGCACGGCGCUGGAACUGUGUGAGCACGUGCACGUUUAUGGAUUCUGGCCAUUCGGCAGCAACCUGCAGGAGCGUCCGGUUCCAUACCAUUAUUACGACCAGGUGACGGCGAGCCGCCACAUGCACAAGAUGCCGGAGGAGUUUGUGCGACUACUGCAGCUCCACAGCCAGGGGGCGCUGACACUACACCUGCAGCCCUGCUCCUCACCAGGGGCGGAUCUAGAAAAUCAUUUAUAGUGUGGCACGAGGACUGUGAGGGGUGGCAACACCGAAGCAAACAAACAUUCAAUCAUCUAUACCAGGGGUUCCCAAACACAUUUCUGGAGCCUCCCCAACACUGCACAUUUUUCUUUGUCUGACACACCCAUUUCAGGUCUUGGAGUCUCGACUAAAGAGC